Contarinia nasturtii (swede midge) is the source of this 1796-nucleotide messenger RNA. RefSeq names its product GPI mannosyltransferase 3-like. The transcript is spliced from 2 exons. The record is from RefSeq and is a predicted model, not a curated record. Gene Ontology annotation, molecular function: alpha-1,2-mannosyltransferase activity. Gene Ontology annotation, cellular component: endoplasmic reticulum membrane. The coding region runs from base 184 to 1758 and encodes 524 amino acids. NCBI's taxonomy places the organism in Eukaryota, Metazoa, Arthropoda, Insecta, Diptera, Cecidomyiidae. Gene Ontology annotation, biological process: GPI anchor biosynthetic process.
GCCACAAUUCAAGUUUAUACGCAUUGGCUCAUAAAGCAAACGUCAUGAAAAUCAGUGUGUAUAUGUGUAUGGGUUACAACACAAAACGUCACACGAAUCAAGCAAUAAACAACUACCGGCAAUUGUUGUGCUUUUUUUUAUUAUUAUUUUAGAUAAGUAGCAAAUGGUAAAGUUGUGUAUACAAUGAUUGUGUUUGUGGCUUUUCUACUUUUGCGUCUCUUAUCGGUGUUUGUGGUGAAAACUUGGUACGUGCCGGACGAGUAUUGGCAAAGUUUAGAAGUGGCACAUAAAUUAACCUUUGGAUAUGGUUACAUGACAUGGGAAUGGUCAAAGGGCAUACGCAGCUACAUUCAUCCAUUGAGCAUAGCAGUUGUGUAUCGAGCACUUGCCUGGCUUGGUUUCGAGCGUGUACAAUAUUUGGUGUUGGCACCUCGAAUUUCACAAGCCUUUUUAUCUGCAUACAGUGACUAUUGCUUUUAUCGUUGGAGCAAACGAAGUAAAUGGUCCAUAUUUUUGAUAGCAACAUCUUGGUUUUGGUUUUAUACUGCCACUCGAACUCUGCUCAAUACGGUCGAAACAUGUUUGACAACCGUUGCGCUGAGCCUUUAUCCACAAAACUCAAAGACCGAUUCGCAAAAGUAUCUUUGGAUUGUUGCCCUUUUAUGUUUCAUACGGCCAACGGCUGCAAUUUUAUGGUUCCCAUUGUGCGUUAUCCAUAUGCAAAGAUCUUAUCGUUCGAUUGCCGAAUUAGUGCUUAAACGAUAUUUACCAAUUGCAUUGAUUGUUGGCACCAUUGCCAUUGGAUUGGAUUCGUACGCAUAUGGUGGUUUCAUUGUGACGCCGUUUGAAUUUUUUAAAUUGAAUGUGCUCGAGAAUGUGGGCAGUUUUUAUGGAACACAACCGUGGUAUUGGUAUUUCACAAUUGGUUUGCCGACUGUUUUGGGAAUUGUCACAUUACCAUUUGCAUUUGCCGUAGUUCAAACAUUGCAAAAUCACACCAUUUAUUCAGACCGAUAUGAUUUAUUAAAAGCAACAGCGUUCACAUUGGCCGUAUACAGUUUUCUAAAUCACAAGGAAUUUCGUUUUAUUUUACCAUUGUUGCCAAUUUGUUUGCAUAUUACCGCAGAUACAUUGAAAAACUGGAGUCAUAAUGCUUCACGAUGGGCCAUUUGGAUUGUUACUUUGGGACUGUUAACAUUCAAUGCAAUACCGGCGUUCUACUUGAGUUGGGUGCAUCAACGUGGCACCACCGAUAUUAUGCUUUCGAUUGAACGUAUUGCACGUGAAUAUCGUGAUGUGGAUGGACAUACAGCAAAGUUUCUAUUUCUAAUGCCAUGCCAUUCAACACCGUUUUACAGUCAUGUUCAUCAAAAUGUUUCACUACGAUUUUUAACAUGCGAACCCAAUUUGAAUGGCAUCGAAAAUUACAUGGAUGAAGCCGAUAAAUUCUAUGCAAAUCCAGUUGCUUGGCUACGAUCUCACGUACCUGUACAUCCGAAAUCAGCAAUGCCAUCACAUGCCGUUCUUUUUGAUUGUUUACAACCGAAAAUCAAAGAAUUCUUACAAAACUACAAGGUAAUCAAUAAUAUAAGCCAUUCGGAAUUCACGACAGACGGACGAGUUGGGCAUAAUGUACUACUUUACGAACGUAUCACACAUAUUUCGCCGAAGAAAUCUAAUGGAGAUGAGCAAAGAAAGAAACCAUACAAUUCGGAUAAAUUAAUUUUGGAUCCAAAAACAGAUCAUGAUGAAUUUUAAAUUGCAGUACCUAAAGUAAAAGUAAUCGAUAAAACUCA